GAGUCUUUUAACGGUUAGCGUGUUUUUCCAAACGGAAUAAAUUCACAAUGUAUUUAUUCGCGCUUAAAGUACUGCUUUCGACCAAAAUACGGAGUUCGUUUUUGUUUUAAAAUGUGCUGUUUUGCCCAGCGGACAUGAUGUGAUUCAUUUUUUUCCAUUUCAGUUAGUGAGAGAAGGCUAUUUUUGGGGAUUAAAGUAACUAAAAACCCGAACUGUGAGGGGAAAAUGGGCAAAUUCCAGUCAAAACAUGCCUGCAAACGAAGAGAAAACCCUGAAGGGGACAGUUUCGUCGUGAAUGGCUUUAUUUCAAAAAGAGGAGCUGAAGAAUGUGACCGAUAUGGCAGUGAGCAGAAAAUGAGGAACACUCAGGAGUCACAGAGUGGUGACCUGAAAGAUGGAGAAGUUGUAGAACAUCACUGCCCUCUACAGGUGGUCCUUCCCCCUGAGAAAGCGGAGGGCUGUGAGAGUUCGCUGCAGUUUGUUCAGUGUGAGGAAGGGCAGAGAGAGACCAGCAAAGGGAGGAAACGCAUCAGCCUGGAUGAGCUGGAGUGUGACGUGUCUCUGGAGGAUGAUAACAGGCAGGAGUGGGUCUUCACCCUCUAUGACUUCGACAACAGUGGCAAAGUGACCAAAGAGGAUAUGUCCAGUCUCAUGCACACUAUCUAUGAUGUGGUGGAUGCCUCUGUAAACCAGUCAUGCCACAGUAAGAGCAAGACACUGAGGGUGAAACUGACCGUUACUCCAGAUCCCAGCAACCGUCGCAGAGAACACACACACUCUGGAACAGAGCGAGACUGGAAUUGUAGCCGUGUGGAGUCCACCCAGCAGGAGGAACUACGUGGAGCAGACAGACGGCACUCCACACACAUCAGAGGGCAGGUCACUGACCCCCCGGACCGGAAUCAUUACUGUGUGGAUGAAAACACGGAGAGGAGGAAUCAUUAUCUGGAUCUGGCUGGCAUCGAGAACUACACCUCCAGGUUCGAAGUCACGGCGCCCCCUGCAGUCCGUCAGGAUCAGUCCACCCGAGCGUCUCACUCUCAGAGCCGGUCUCGCUCGCACGAGCCUGAACCACAUGCCCAACAGCGCCGCUCUCAGGUCAUCACUGAGCACUGCACCCGGCCAGCCCACAGCAAAUCCCCUAAAGGAGUGUCCAGAGGAGGUGGGGUGACCCCAGCAGUGGUCAGCGGAGGUGGGAGGGGCAGUAAGUGUUAUAUGCAUUAUCCUGCAGUUCAGGCUGGACACCACGGAGGCCAGGAUGUUUAUCAUCUGCCCCAGCAGAACCAAUCACAGCCAGCCAUGCACCUCCAGCACCCUCUACAGCACAGCCACAGCAAGAGGCUCAGGGCAAAAGUCAGAGAGCAGGCCGGCAAACAGCAGCAGCCUUCGCCGGACCGAGAGUCUGUCAGCAGCCCUGGAGGCUUUGUGCUACCUGUGGUCCAGCGGCACGAGCAUCAUCACCACCAUGAGCAUCAUCAUCAUCAUCACUACCAUCACUACCAUCAGACAUGACCGGAUACUGCACCUGUAGGGCAGCGUGGAAGAGUCUUUCUAUUCUUGUGGUCACUAAUCUUGGUCCUGGAGUACUCCCGUCCUGCAAUGUGAUCAGCUGCGUUCACAUUACAUUGCUCAAAUCCGAUUUUUUGCUCAGAUCCGAUCUCUCUAACAUUAUUGUUCACACUUGUUUAGGCAACUGAUUCAAAUCUGUCAUUGACCCGGAUAUGACCCACAUGCGCACAUCCUGCUCAGUAACGUCACGUGAAUGAAUCACGUGCAGCAUCAGCACAAACUAACGAGCAGAACGAGCUUCGCUGAGAAGAUAAUUACUCUGAUCAGCUCUCAGCUUCAUUAUUAGAGUGUGACUAAGGAGAAAAAGGUGAGAUGAGCUGCUUUUCCACCAUUUACAGGCUUUAACUUCUGUUCAGCGCUGCUGCCAUGGGAACGCUGAAUGAUGCCACACGCGCACAUUAGGGCAAAAAAUCGGAUUUGUACCUCUUACACCUGGUAAUGUGAAUGUAGCCUAACUGAUAAGCUAAUCAAAGGGCCCAUAGCGUGGAAUACAUUACUUACUAAAAACAGGUUGAUGUAAUAUAUAGGGCUGAAACAAGUACUGUACAAAAAAAGAAACAGACAUUUCUGUAGAUUUUUUGUUUACGUUUUCACAGUGAAUGUCCAACCUGGAGUGAGUUAGCGAGUUAACUAGAGAGGGUAGCAUGUUUCCUUGUGUUGAGCCUGAUCUGGGAAUUUAUUGAGUAACAGACUUGUCUAAAGAGGAAUCAUAUCUGUUGGUAUGUACUUGACUUGCACCAAGAUAGCAGAUAAACGUGACUACUAAACCAUCUAAGGCCCAAUCCCAUUUCACCCCUACCACUGAGGCCUUAGCCCUCUGUUUUGUGCAUUCACCUCUAGGAGUAGGAUGUCCCAAUUUUUGUUGAGAUAGAGUUGGAGGGUGGUGGAG
This is a messenger RNA of Pygocentrus nattereri (red-bellied piranha), 2458 nucleotides long. RefSeq names its product NKD inhibitor of WNT signaling pathway 2b (gene nkd2b). The transcript is spliced from 10 exons. The record is from RefSeq and is a predicted model, not a curated record. Gene Ontology annotation, molecular function: calcium ion binding. Gene Ontology annotation, cellular component: cytoplasm. Gene Ontology annotation, biological process: negative regulation of Wnt signaling pathway. NCBI's taxonomy places the organism in Eukaryota, Metazoa, Chordata, Actinopteri, Characiformes, Serrasalmidae. Bases 226 to 1512 code for a protein of 428 amino acids.